GAGGGGGUCUGGAAAAGGAUGUGUUACUGUCACUGGGUGAAGACACGGAGGUGGUGUGGGGGUGAGGCUGAAGAGGAGCGUCACAGAAGACAUCCCGGCACGUUCUUCCCUGAGGAGGACCCCCAGGCCAGGGCAACCCGCUGAGUGCCACCCCGUCCCCAUUGUGUGUACCCAGUGGAAAGGCAGGGAAUGGCUCGUGGCACACUACUGACAAAGUCUACGUAAAUGAGAGUUCUGUCCUACUAGGCCCCAACUCCAAUCCCUUCUGUAGGGAUUGCUUUAGAAAGUAGAGAACCUAAGCCCCUAGGAAAUGUUUGGCCACCCUUCCCUAGGUGGGGAUGUGACCUUCUGGGACCCCAGAAAACAAGCACUGGUAAACACACAUACACACACACGCUCACGCACGUACGCACACCUGGAAGGACUGUGGGCUGGGAUCAGAGGAGCAGCAGAAUCAGAGGAGGUGAGAAGUUGAAGUCAAUGUGGUUGGAUAAACUUCCAACAGGUGACACCGCUGCUCCAAUUUCACAGGUAUCAUCCCACAUAUGCCUGAGGACAUCCUGAGGACAUCCUGAGGCCAUGCUAGAAUGAUCUCCAUUGGGCCGAUAAGACACGGACCAUCCCCGAGAAGCACAGUCGCGAAUCUGGGACCAGAAAGAGGUACCGGGGCUCUGGAUGCCAGAAACCCCAGUGCGCAGGAUUACUCAGAGGUUGGAGAGGUUUCCUUCACCCACGCUGGCGAUGCCUCAGGAUGUUUUCCAGGACGUCACAUAAGGGUAUGAACAUCUCACCCAUGCCCGACAAUGAGAACCGCGAGGAAGGGACCAUCGAAGGAGGCUGGAUGCUACUGGUACAGCGAGUGGAGCACCUGGUACCUGCUGUCCUGGGUAGAGACCCCUCCUACCUCUUCACAUUCUUGAGCACGUACAGAGCUUUUGCUACCACCCAGCAGGUCCUGGAAAUACUGUUUAUGAGAUACGGAUGCUUCCAUUCGGAGGCUGAGGAGGAUGGCGGACCCCGGGAGCAGGAGAAACUGGCCAUCUCCUCCAUCCUGGGCACCUGGCUGGAUCACUACCCCGAGGAAUUUUUCCGGCCUCCAGACUUCACCAGCUUGAAGCUGCUGCGGGCGUAUGUGAGGGUCCACAUGCCGGGCUCCGAGCUGCAGCGCCGCGCCCGCCUUCUCUACUCAUGGCGGAAACACCCUUUGGCAGCAGCUCUAGAGCCCCGUCCAGACGUGCCUCGGGAGCGAGCCCCCGCUAUCUCUGUGGUGCCCACUGCAGCCUCGCAGCCCAGGCUGCCUGAAGCCACCAGUUCUCCUGGAGCUCAGCGCGUACGAGAAUCGGAGACCCUCACUGCCGCGUCCCCACCAGGGCAGGAGGAAUGGACCAUCGAAGGAGGCUGGAUGCUACUGGAACAGCGAGUGGAGCACCUGGUACCUGCUGUCCUGGGUAGAGACCCCUCCUACCUCUUCACAUUCUUGAGCACGUACAGAGCUUUUGCUACCACCCAGCAGGUCCUGGAAAUACUGUUUAUGAGAUACGGAUGCUUCCAUUCGGAGGCUGAGGAGGAUGGCGGACCCCGGGAGCAGGAGAAACUGGCCAUCUCCUCCAUCCUGGGCACCUGGCUGGAUCACUACCCCGAGGAAUUUUUCCGGCCUCCAGACUUCACCAGCUUGAAGCUGCUGCGGGCGUAUGUGAGGGUCCACAUGCCGGGCUCCGAGCUGCAGCGCCGCGCCCGCCUUCUCUACUCAUGGCGGAAACACCCUUUGGCAGCAGCUCUAGAGCCCCGUCCAGACGUGCCUCGGGAGCGAGCCCCCGCUAUCUCUGUGGUGCCCACUGCAGCCUCGCAGCCCAGGCUGCCUGAAGCCACCAGUUCUCCUGGAGCUCAGCGCGUACGAGAAUCGGAGACCCUCACUGCCGCGUCCCCACCAGGGCAGGAGGUACUCCCAACUCUGGCUGACAGUCAGGAGCUGGAAGAGCCACCUGCCCCUUUGGUGGCCCCAGAGCAUGAGCAGCCCCCAGCCCCAGCCGGCGGGGUCACGGAAGGGCUGGAGCAACCACCUCCUGCAGCUGAGCAACCAGCCUCAGCUCCCCAACAGCGGCUCAUGUCGGCUGCAGCCCCACAGGAUGAAUUCCCUGACCUUGUCAUUGCGUUCUUUGUCGUUUUAGUAGUGGGUAUAGAGGUAUUUAGUGUCCUUAUGUACUAUUGGUUUAUACUUAAAACAUAAAUUAAGUGUCAAAAAAUUUACUC
Messenger RNA from Acinonyx jubatus (cheetah), 2250 nucleotides. RefSeq lists its product as uncharacterized. The transcript has 10 exons. The coding region runs from base 752 to 2227 and encodes 491 amino acids. NCBI's taxonomy places the organism in Eukaryota, Metazoa, Chordata, Mammalia, Carnivora, Felidae. The record is from RefSeq and is a predicted model, not a curated record.